Auanema sp. JU1783 is the source of this 1851-nucleotide messenger RNA. Lineage: Eukaryota; Metazoa; Nematoda; Chromadorea; Rhabditida; Rhabditidae. The record is from the annotation of a GenBank genome assembly.
AUGAGGCUUUUGCUUUUACUACUUUCGACCUUUUCUCUAACUUGGGGAUUAGGAUCUGUUCCUAACUUCUGUAAUGGAAGCCUUGUACCAAUCAAGGACUUAGAUCAGAAGCUGAUUGAUGCCUUUUCAGGAUCUUACAAAAUUACAACGGUUUUAACAGAUUGGGCCACAAAAACGACCCAAUCCGUUAUUGAAAUUUCGGACAAAGACAGGAAAACUACAAUAAUUAGCGAUAGAGAUGGUACUGAUUUGCAAUACAUCUCAGAUCAAGGAAGAUUCAUCCUGAUCAAUAACACUGCCAACUCUUGUUCCGUCCAAAAGGAGUAUAAGCCUUUCCAACUCAAUGAUGCUAUUUUGAAACGAUUAGGUGCCGAUGGUAACUCAAUUGCUGAUCUGGUCAAAAAAAUUGCAGCUAAGAAUUAUAAAGGCAGCAUGCUUUCAACUCGAAUUAUGUCUGGAGUCGAAGGAAUUCAAUGGAUUACUUGUGUCAAUGAUACCAAUCCACCUCUUCAGGUCGAAUUGAUCUUCACUGGCGAUUUAUCUAUCAAACCAGUAUCCGCCGCUUUCAAGAACCCCCUUGUUCUGUUUUUCCGCCUAUCUGAGUUUCCCAACAUCAAUUCUACCGAACCAACAACAUCAUUCUCAUUCGAAAUCCAGACAUAUUCACCUGCUCAGGAUAGUACCGUCUUUGAUGUUCCCAACGGAAAAGUGUGUGAAGGAUGGCCAUCUGUUAAGCUUCCUCUAACCCUUCCUGAACCAUUCAGUGGUAUUGUUACCUACAAGAAAGGAGAUUCUGUAAUUAGAGCUAAGGUUUAUUAUUCAAACACCUCGUCUACAACUGCAGUGUGUGUUGAUAGUUUGAAGAGCGGAGAACAGAUUCCUUUCUUCAACACCAAAACAACUAGUGAUAAUGUUAUGUCUGUUAUUCAUGAUUUCAAUUCAGGGUAUGAGUAUUCCCUUGCUUCCGGAAAAUGUGCGUCACUCGCAGCUAUUCCUGCAGAUUCAGCGGAUGUUCUGAAAAAUUCUCCUAUUUCUAUCCGACCGAUCAACGAGCAUUUCGUCAAUGAGUCUUUGGCUUGGGGACAAUAUGGAAGUAUCAGUCAUUUUAAUGGAGAAGAGUUAACUGUAUGGAGAGCAGCCGACGGAGAAUCUGUCUUGGAGGUUCAUAUUGGAAAAAGUCAAUGGACCUUCACUAAAACAACCAAGAAUGUUAUCGACUCUUCAGUCGAAAUCACCUUGGCUCCCCUUCCACCUAUAACUGUAGCCGUUGAGAGAUCUCGCGAAUGCUUCGCUGACUCUUCCUCAGGCAAUAACACUUUCACCUUCGCUGUUAAAGGAAAGAAAAUGGCAGAUGUUCUCGCAAUUGGGGAAUCCACUCUCAUUUCAGCUUUAGCUGCUGGUUUGUCUAAAGUCGCUUUGAUCAACCCUCUGAGAGUUUCUGCUCUUUUCUCUCCACUCCCCUCCGGCGAUUUAGGUGUUUUCUUAACUGUAGCCGAUAGGAAUCAGAAAGUACCUGCCGAGACUGGAAAGUUCAACUACACAGCUGAGGUUACUACUGAUGUGUUAUUCAACUUGCUGAACUCAACCUUUGCUUCCAACGAUUGGCAAUUCGAUGUUCCUACUGAGGAUAAGAAAACUGAGACUUGGUUGGCCAAGUCCUCUUCGUUAGCACGGUACCCCUUACCUGCCCCACCUCCACAACCUGCUCCUUACCAAGGAUACACCGGAGGUUCCAUGUUUGUCUUGGGUAUCUUCUCUCUCAUCAUAGGAAGUGCUAUAGGAGCUGGUAUAUUCUUCUUCAUCACUAAGAAGCAAGGAAUAUCUACCCUCGCCUACCAAGUCUUCGAGUAG